Uloborus diversus is the source of this 2203-nucleotide messenger RNA. RefSeq names its product zinc finger protein 271-like. Gene Ontology annotation, molecular function: DNA-binding transcription factor activity, RNA polymerase II-specific; RNA polymerase II cis-regulatory region sequence-specific DNA binding. NCBI's taxonomy places the organism in Eukaryota, Metazoa, Arthropoda, Arachnida, Araneae, Uloboridae. Gene Ontology annotation, cellular component: nucleus. The coding region runs from base 209 to 2203 and encodes 664 amino acids. Gene Ontology annotation, biological process: regulation of transcription by RNA polymerase II; central nervous system development. The record is from RefSeq and is a predicted model, not a curated record. The transcript has 6 exons.
UAAACAUUCCUGUGAACACUGUUCAAAGGUAUUUGCUACCGCUUAUGAUUUAAAGAGACAUGUGAGAUCACACACUGGCGUAAAGCCAUUUCCCUGUAAAGUUUGUCCUAAGGAAUUUUCUCAACUUGCCCAUCUGAAAGUGCACUUGAAAACACAUACUGGAGAAAAGCCAUUCACCUGUGAAGUUUGCCCAAAAGAGUUCACUCAAAUGGAACAUCUUAAAAGACACUUGAGGACCCAUACUGGAGAAAAGCCAUUCUCCUGUGAGGUGUGUUCUAAGGAAUUUUCUGUACUUGCACAAGCGAAACAACACAUGAGAAUACAUACUGGCGAAAAAGCAUUCUCCUGUGAAGAGUGUUCUAAGGACUUUCCCACACUAUCAAACCUGAAACAGCACUUGAGGACCCAUUCUGGUGAAAAACCAUUUGCCUGUGAUUCGUGUCCUAAGGCAUUUUUUAGACUCGCGAGCCUGAACGAACACUUGAGGACUCAUACUGGAACAAAGCCAUUUUCCUGCGAAGUGUGCUUUAAAGAAUUUUCUCGUCUAGGAAACCUGAAGGUUCACUCCAGAACCCAUUCGGGCGAAAAGCUAUUUCCUUGUGAUGUGUGUUCGAAGGCUUUUUCUCAGCUGUCACACCUGAAAAAUCACUUGAGGACACAUACUGGCGAAAAGCCAUUCUCCUGUAACACGUGUUCUAAGGAAUUUUCUCAACCUGCACACUUGAAAAGACACUUGAGAAUGCAUGCUGGAGAAAAACGAUUCUCCUGCGAAGUGUGCUCCAAGGAGUUUUCUCAGCUUGCACAUGUGAAGGAUCACUUGAGAACCCAUUCGGGCGAAAAGCCAUUCUCCUGUGAAGUGUGUUCAAAGGAAUUUACUCAUGUUGCUUACCUGAAGCAACACUUGAGAACCCAUACUGGCGAAAAGCCGUUUCCCUGCAAACUGUGUUCUAAGAAAUUUUCUCUGCAAGGACACCUGAAAAGGCACUUGAGAGUUCAUACCGGCGAAAAGCCGUAUUCCUGUGAACUGUGUUCUAAGGCUUUUUCUGAACCAGUGAACCUCAAAAGGCACUUGGCAAUCCAUACAGGGAAAAGCAACGUUCCCGAGUUUGAAUUUACAGGACACCUGAAAACACACUUGAGAGUUCAUACCGGCGAAAAGCCGCAUUCCUGUGAACUGUGUUCUAAGACUUUUUCUGAACCAGAGAUCGUGGAUAGGAUCCCGUUCAGUUUUCUUAUGAGUAACCUUCGAAGCUGGGGGUGUCGUGGUCCUGCUCACGGAGACAUGCUCGCCAGAGCAGGUGGCACAUCUGGAAGGUUCAUCAUGGUUCUUCUGACACAUCCUACUAUCAUGAGGUCCAGCACAUCUGCAGCACUUGGGCGGAAGAUUUUAAAGAGACAUCUUAGAACCCAUACUAAAGACAAACCGUACCUAUGUGAGCAUUGCUCUAAGGCUUUUUCCAACGCAUCAAACUUAGUUGUUCAUUUGAGAUUCCAUACCGGUGAGAAACCAUUCACCUGUGAACAUUGCUCAAAGACAUUCUUCACUGCAUCACAUUUAAAAAGACACAUAAGAAUCCAUUCUCACGAGAAACCAUAUUCCUGUGAGUAUUGCUCGAAGGCAUUCACACAAUCUUCAACCUUAAAGACGCAUCUGAAGAUUCAUACUGGCGAGAAACCACUUGCCUCUGAGCAACGUUCAAAGGCAUUUUGCCCCUCUUCGGAUUUAAAGAAGCACCUGAGAAUUCAUGCUGGCGAGAAACCACUUGCCUCUGAGCAACGUUCAAAGGCACUUUGCCCCUCUUCGGAUUUAAAGAAGCACCUGAGAAUUCAUACUGGCGAGAAACCACUUGCCGCUGAGCAACGUUCAAAGGCAUUUUGCCCCUCUUCGGAUUUAGAGAAGCAUCUGAGAAUUCAUACUGGCGAGAAACCACUUGCCUCUGAGCAACGUUCAAAGGCAUUUUGCCCCUCUUCGGAUUUAAAGAAGCACCUGAGAAUUCAUACUGGCGAGAAACCACUUGCCUCUGAGCAACGUUCAAAGGCAUUUUGCCCCUCUUCGGAUUUAAAGAAGCACCUGAGAAUCUAUACUGGCAAUAAGCCUUACCUGUUGUUGAAGCUUCAUCUCACUUGUACCAAUAUGGAACUUAUUCUUGAGCCCUCUGAAGUGGACAAGUUGUUUCUCGCAGACUCUGAACAUGAAGUAUAA